Rotaria sordida is the source of this 213-nucleotide messenger RNA. Lineage: Eukaryota; Metazoa; Rotifera; Eurotatoria; Philodinida; Philodinidae. The record is from the annotation of a GenBank genome assembly.
AUGCCAUUAACUAAUAAAAAGACUGACGGUUUAAAAAAAGAACUUGGUCCUGCACCAGCAAAUGGAAUACGAACACAUUGUUGUGCAACAUUUGCUGUUAAAAGAGAAGCUAUUCUUACUCAUCCAACAAUAGUUUAUUCAAAUAUUCUUGAUUAUCUUCUGACUACUAGUUAUUCAGAUUAUUAUACAAGUAGAACACUUGAAUAUGCUUGA